UCCAUCCGCAAAAAUAACAAGUAAGAAAAAUCCGAGCCUUAUUACAUCAGAGAGCAAAAGCAAGACUUGUUGACUUAGGGUUUGAGCCCCUGCGUAAGGAGUACUAGAGAGGUAAACGAAAGAGAGACUUUACGACUUUUCCAUUCAUUUCUCUUCUCACCAAUUUUAUUGCCAUUUCCACUUAUACAUCUCUCUUUUUCUUUUCUUGUAAAAAAAAUAUUCCUUGUUCAUAUCCCAGAUUUUCUUGGUCGGCUUGUUUAGGUCUACACAGAUUUCUGUUCUUUUGAAGCCAAUCUUGUCAAAUUAGUAAAAAGGGUAUUUGUGAGGUUUCUUUAUUUUUUUCAGAUUUUGCAACUUUUUUUCUUCUUCAAGAAGUUUUCACUUUGACUUUUGGGUUACAACUGAUCUACUCUUUAGAUAUCUCCCUCUUGUUUCCAAGAAACCUUUUUUUGGUUUGGGAUUCAGAUCCAAGAAGAUGGUGAGAGGGAAGAUCGAGAUCAAAAGAAUCGAGAACUUGACGAGUAGACAAGUCACGUUCUCCAAGCGUAGGAAAGGUCUCUUCAAGAAGGCCCAUGAGCUUUCUGUUCUAUGCGAUGCUCAAGUCGCCGCCAUUGUCUUUUCUAAGAACGGAAAAUUAUAUGAUUUCGCCAGCUCCAACAUGCAGAAGAUGAUAGAGAGAUGUGAGAUACAAAGGAACGAGUAUACUGGGGCAGAAAAUCUCCAAAAACAGCAAUAUGUGCAAGAGCUCAAGAAUGAAAUGGUUAUAAUGAUGGACAAGAUUGAACUUCUUCAACUUCAUAGCCGGAAGCUGAUGGGACAAGAUCUGGAUUCUUGUUCGGUGGAGGAACUCAACGAGAUAAGUACCAAAAUUGAGAAAAGCCUUACUAAUGUCAGAUCAAGAAAGGCUAAGUUAAAUGAAUAUAAGAUAGAGAAACUAAAAGCAGAGAUUGCCAAAGAGAAAGAGGUCUUCAACGAGGGAAGUGGGCUGCGGCAAAUGUUUGAAGCGCAGUCCUUGUGGAUGCAGUCGAGGAGUAUGAAGAGUGAGAAGAGCGCACCUUCGUGUGGCUGUGGUAACAUGAACAUAUCGGAUGUCGAAACUGACUUGUCCAUCGGAUUGCCUGAAAAUCGAGUGUAACUAUAUAUAUUCAUAUAUCUAUCAACUGGUUCUUGUUUUCGUAUGAUCAGGACAUGUAUAGUUUUAUGUCUGGAUGUCUGAAUCGAUUCUCUCUGUUCAUAAAUCAAGAAUAAGGCAUAUAAGAAUUAUCUGACACUAUAAUUUGU
Messenger RNA from Raphanus sativus (radish), 1281 nucleotides. RefSeq names its product MADS-box protein AGL71-like. Lineage: Eukaryota; Viridiplantae; Streptophyta; Magnoliopsida; Brassicales; Brassicaceae. Gene Ontology annotation, molecular function: RNA polymerase II cis-regulatory region sequence-specific DNA binding; DNA-binding transcription factor activity, RNA polymerase II-specific; protein dimerization activity. The transcript has 7 exons. The record is from RefSeq and is a predicted model, not a curated record. Gene Ontology annotation, cellular component: nucleus. Gene Ontology annotation, biological process: positive regulation of transcription by RNA polymerase II. Bases 476 to 1135 code for a protein of 219 amino acids.